GUAAGGAGAGUAGGGUGGGCUCUGGAGUCCUGCAGCAGAUCUCAUCUAUAUCACAUCUAGCCCUACCAGUUCGACAACCUCUCCUCUAUCGCAUAUACAUAUUUCGAACAUUCGGGCAUGCCAAUCUGACGACAUUUCCCUCCGACUGUGAAUAAAAUAAGGGCCGUAGCGCAAUGUGGUUUAUACUGCUCCUGUUCGGUUUGCAGUAUUCCGGCGGGUCGCAAAAUUUAGCAAACCCCUCACUUCCGUUGCCUAUCGGAGGCCCGAACGUCUGCGGCCCAAGAAACGGGAGGACGUUUUGCUGUCCAGGUUGGCAGAUAAAAAUCAACACCGGCCUCUGCAUAGUGCCACAAUGCGGUAGAAAAUGUGGCAGGGGGCGGUGCGUCAAACCGAAUCGGUGCAUGUGCGAGAACGGCCAUCUGGCUCCGUCUUGCCUUCCAUUCGGCCCGCACAACGACACGGCAACGGAGCCGAGGAGGCCAUCGGCCGAGAUCAGGCCCAGGCAGGAGAACUGCAGAUACCCGUGCAUGAACGGAGGCAAAUGCGUCGGCACACGGUGUUCGUGCAAACACGGAUACGAGGGCGAUUGGUGCGAGCAAGCAAUUUGCAAAGAGCCGUGUUUAAAUGGUGGCCGCUGCAUUGCUCCGGACACGUGCGGCUGUAUUUACGGCUAUACGGGGAAAAGGUGUGAAGCUGACUACAGGACUGGCCCUUGCUACACGAAGGUCGUCAACGGAAUGUGCCAAGCCCAGCUACAGGGCGUCGUGUGCACGAGGAACCUCUGCUGUGCCACUGUCGGGAAGGCAUGGGGACAUCCUUGCGAGAUGUGUCCGCACAACCUGCCCUGCGACGAAGGCUACCUCCAGAACAUACACUCGGGGAUGUGCGUCGAUAUUAACGAGUGCGAGGCGAUCCCCGGGCUUUGCAUCGGUGGAAAAUGCGUGAACACAAUGGGCUCUUUCAAAUGCCAGUGUCCUGUGGGUCAGGCUAGGGAUGAAGAGACGAACAUGUGCAGGGAUGUGAACGAGUGCAAAUCUGGACAGGCUUUGUGUGAAAAUGGAAGAUGCGUCAACACAGACGGCAGUUACUAUUGUCUCUGUAAUCCCGGUUUUAUUGCAAACCGUGAUAACACAGGAUGCAUUGACGCUAGACAAGACUAUUGCUACACGACGGUGAGCAGGAGCGGUGUCUGCCAGCAAAAGUUGUCGAUGCGAUUGUCAAAGCGAGACUGCUGUUGCGGCAUGAACAUGGGCCAGGCGUGGGGACACAACUGCGACCUCUGUCCGAUUCAAGGAGAAAGUAAGUAUAAGGCGCUUUGCGGAGGCGGAGGCAACGGGAGCGGCCACGGUAAUGGUGGAAACGGAGGCGGCUACGGAGGUGGAGGUCUCGUUCUUGUUGACGAGUGCGGACUUAGGCCCGACAUCUGCGGAGGUGGAAGCUGCCAGGACACGCCCGAGGCUUACACGUGCACCUGUUACCCGGGCUACAGGAAGGGCCAGUCACAAGUGUGUGAAGACGUCGACGAAUGCCAGUUGGGCUACUGUUACGGCGGCCGGUGCUUUAAUUCCCCCGGAAGCUUUGAAUGCACGUGCCCCCCCGGUUUCGACGUGUCAUCAGAUGGCAAACGAUGCAUUGAUCACGACGAAUGUACUCAAAAUGGAAUGUGCGCUAAUGGCUUUUGUAUCAACAUGGACGGGUCUUUUAAGUGUCAGUGCAAGGACGGGUUCGUCUUAUCUGCCACCGGGCAUUCUUGCAUAGAUACGGACGAGUGUCUGGAGAACCCGAGAAUAUGCCUCAACGGCCGGUGCGAGAACACCCCAGGUUCUUACCGGUGCAUAUGCCAGUCAGGAUUCACCCUGUCAGCAGACGGCAGUUUCUGCAUGGACACCGAUGAGUGCUCCAAAUCGAAUCGGAUGUGCGACAACGGGAAAUGCAUCAACAUGGAAGGCACAUACAAGUGCCUGUGCGAUUCGGGCUUCAAAGCUUCACCCAGUCAAACAAGCUGCGUGGAUAUCGACGAAUGCCAAAGCCCGAAUCCGCCGUGCGGUAACGGGAGGUGCCGGAACACGAUCGGGAGCUUCUACUGUGAGUGCAACUACGGCUUCAACCUGGGACCCGACGGGCGGACAUGCGUCGACACAAGGAGGGAUUUAUGCUACGCAACAGUCCAAGAAGGUAAGUGCGCUAAUCCAUCGACGACGCCCGUCUCCAAAUCGAGUUGCUGCUGCUGCGUGACCUUCCCGAAUCAGCCGAUGGCCUGGGGAUCUUCUUGCCAAAUUUGUCCUCAACCGAACACGGAAGAAUUCAGGACCCUUUGCCCCCACGGGCCUGGAAUGACAAACGCGGGAAUAGAUAUCAACGAAUGUUCUCAAAAUCCCAACAUAUGCCAGAACGGCGCUUGUGAAAACCUGAUGGGUUCCCAUAGGUGCAUUUGCAACCCGGGUUUCGAGAGCGACGUGACCGGAAAAGCAUGCGUGGACAUCGACGAGUGUAAAACAGACGACAACAUAUGCAUGGGAGGCCAAUGUAGGAACACGCCGGGAAGUUUUCAAUGUAUCUGUCCAUCGGGAACGCAACUCAACGUCCUGACACAUGCCUGCGAAGACGUCGACGAAUGCCGGGAACUCGGCUCUGACGCGUGCUACAACAGUUUUUGCAUCAACACGGUCGGUUCGUUCAUCUGUGAAUGUGAGCCGGGUUCUAUCCUUGACCACACGGGAAGGGCUUGUAUCGACAAUAGAAAAGGAAAUUGCUGGACACGUUUGGUCGGUGGAAGAUGCGAAAACAGCCUUCCCCAGCUAACUUUAAAAUCAGAAUGCUGCUGUUCGGUUGGACUCGCCUGGGGGAGUCCUUGUGAGCCAUGCCACUACAAAGACUGCGACUGUGCCAAAGGAUAUACAAAAAGUGAUGGAAAAGUAUGCAAAGACAUAAACGAAUGCGAAUUAAACGCUGGUGUCUGCAAAGGAGGAGGCACAUGCGUCAAUACAGACGGUUCUUUUACGUGCGUCUGUUUGCCCGGAUUAACUUUAGACUCGACAGGGACGAUGUGCAUCGAUAUGAGGCAGGAAAGCUGUUUUACAGAUUACAAGCACGGCCAGGGGGUGAUCCCGAUCGAAGGCGUCUACCCGAAAAGUCUCUGUUGCUGUUCCAAAAUCGGAAAAGCCUGGGGUGGUUCUUCGGACGGUGACAGAUGCGAGUCUUGCCCUAAACCAGGAUCGCCCACAUUUACAGAUCUCUGUCCAAAAGGCCAAGGUUUUGUCGACAAGAAGGACAUCAACGAGUGCAUGCAGUUUCCAAGCAUGUGCAGCAACGGAAGGUGUAAGAACACGAUGGGAGGAUUCAAUUGCAGGUGCAACCAAGGCUACGCGUUGGACGACACGGAGACAAAAUGUGUCGACAUCGAUGAAUGCAGCAUAAUGCACGGCGUCUGCGGAAGCGGCACGUGUCAAAAUCUGCCCGGAAGCUUCGAGUGCCAGUGCAAAGAGGGUUUCGAAAGCUCAGUCAUGAUGAAAGUCUGCAUGGACAUCAACGAGUGUGAGACAAUCCCAGGACUUUGCAAAGGCGGUGUCUGCAGAAACACGCCAGGGAGUUUCAAGUGCGUCUGCCCACCUGGGCACGAAUUGUCCCCCGACAAACGAUACUGCAAAGAUAUCGACGAAUGUUCGAGAACAAGCGGGAUUUGCUCGAACGGAGUCUGUGAAAAUAUGAUGGGCACGUACCAGUGCGUCUGCGACGACGGGUACGAACACGCGGGCAUCACGUCUCACUGCGAGGAUAUUGACGAAUGCGCUAAUUAUAAUGGAGGUUGUUCUUCAAUCUGUCAGAAUGCUCCUGGAAGCUUUAGCUGCACCUGCCAGGAUGGCUUUGUAUUGAAAAACGAUGGAAGAACUUGUGUUGAUAUCGAUGAAUGUGCUGAAAACUCUAGGAUAUGCAACGGCGGAAAGUGCACAAACACGAUUGGAAGUUUUAAAUGCGACUGCAUAAAAGGUUUACUCCCUGGCCCCGAGGGAUCAUCCUGUGUUGACAUAAACGAAUGCGAGGACCACCCGAACAUAUGCGGUAACGGUGACUGCGACAAUACCAUCGGGUCUUUCAGAUGCCACUGCGAGGUUGGCUACUCCGCAAAACCCUAUGCAGGUCCUUAUUGUACCGACGAUGAUGAAUGUUACUUAAUGACGCAUAAUUGUGAUAUGAAUGCUGAUUGUAUUAACAAUCCCGGGUCGUACAUAUGCAGGUGCCGAGAUGGAUUUAUAGGAGACGGCAUCAACUGCGUAGACAUCAACGAAUGCUCGACAAACAACGGCGGAUGCAGUCAAAACGCCAAAUGCAGAAACACAGAAGGCUCUUUCGACUGCGAGUGCGAAGAGGGCUUCAGGGGCGACGGUUUCUCAUGCGUAGACAUAGACGAAUGCUCGGAACAUCCGAUGUACUGCGAAAACGGACACUGCCUCAACCAACCAGGCAGCUACAAAUGCGAGUGCGAAAUGGGUUUCAUGCACCCUGACUACAAUGGCAAGGCGUGCAUAGAUAUGAAUGAGUGCAACAUGUUCAACAACAUCUGCAUGUUCGGUCAAUGUGAAAACAUAUUUGGAAUGUUCAAAUGCAACUGUGAUGAAGGAUACACACUAGGAAAUAGAGGAGAUAAUUGUACUGAUAUUAAUGAAUGUGAAAAUCCUGGAGCUUGUCGUUUUGGAACCUGUGAAAAUACAAAUGGCAGUUACUUAUGCAACUGUCCUCCCAAUCACCAGUUAACACCUUCAAAAGAUGGAUGUGUCGACAAAAGAGAAUCGAGAUGCUAUCAGCAAGUCGAUGGUGGCACUUAUGGCAAACCAACCUGUACCAAAGACAUGGGCCAGAUUGUGACAAAAGCAACCUGUUGCUGUUCCAUUGGAAAAGGAUGGGGACCUAAUUGUGAACUUUGCCCUACAGUGAAUUCACCUGCCUAUAGAGAUCUCUGUCCUGGUGGCUCAGGCUAUCGCCCAAAUUUAGUGACUGUAGACAUAGAAGAUAUUAAUGAAUGUGACGAGCAUCCAAGAAUUUGUCAAAAUGGACACUGCACAAAUUCUUUUGGGAGUUUUAUCUGCUCAUGCAAUGAUGGUUUUAGACUUGAUGAAACCACUGCAACCUGCUUAGAUAUCGAUGAAUGUAAUGAAACACCUAAUAUAUGCGGUGCUGGAUACUGUGUCAACGAUGAUGGAACGUUUCAUUGCAUCUGCCCUGAUGGUUAUAUGCUUCUACCCAACGGAAAGGAAUGUGUUGAUAUGAGGAAAGAGUAUUGCUACAUGGAAUAUUCCCAUGGAAAAUGUGAGCAUCCAAUGUCCAACCAGCAGACAAAAAUGGUAUGUUGCUGCUCAAUGGGUCAGGCUUGGGGUCACCCUUGCAAACCAUGUCCAGUGCCAAAAAGCCGAGAAUAUAUAGAACUUUGUGGGACUCAACCUGGACAGAUCAUAAACCCAAUGACAAACCAGACAGAAGAAAUUGAUGAAUGUAAACUUAUGCCAACCAUGUGUAAACACGGAGAUUGCAUGAACACACCAGGAAGUUUUGAAUGUGACUGUAACAACGGAUUUUCUUACGAUAUUAACUCGCAUCAGUGUGUUGAUGAAAAUGAAUGCUUAAGAUCACCUAGUCCAUGCAGAGGCAAUGCACAGUGUGUAAAUUCACAAGGUAGCUAUGAAUGCCAGUGCCCUGAUGGAUAUAAAUUAGGUGUCUCUUUGAGGGAUUGCAUAGAUAUUGAUGAAUGCAUUGAAAGGCCAGAAAUUUGUGGACAUGGAACUUGUAACAACUUCCAAGGCAGUUUCCAAUGUGUUUGUUACAGUGGUUACACACUGACACCGUCCCGCUCCAACUGUGUGGAUAUAGACGAAUGCAUUCGCCACCCGAAUAUCUGUAACAACGGCACUUGUUCAAAUUCCAAAGGGUCUUACACAUGCCACUGCCAUCAAGGUUUUAAGCUAAGCCAUAACAAUGACUGCAUCGAUAUUGAUGAGUGCCAUUCACAGCCUUAUUUAUGCCGAAAUGGAAGAUGCAAAAACACUAUUGGAUCUUUCAAAUGUGAAUGUACUGAAGGCCAUGAACUUCAACCAGAUGCCCAGCAAUGUAGAGAUGUAGAUGAAUGUAGAGAGAUGCCUGGAAUAUGUCCUCCUCCUGGGCGGUGCCAAAACACAAUGGGCUCAUUUUUCUGCACCUGCCCUCCUGGAUAUCAUUUGUCACCGGAUAAAAAAUUGUGCUUGGACAUUGAUGAAUGUGCUGAACGAAAGGGUGUCUGUGACGGAGGACGAUGUAUAAACACAGAUGGAGGAGUGAUUUGCGAAUGCCCUCCUGGAUUUAUAUUUUCAGAAGGCAGAAUCAAAUGCAUCGACAUACGCCAAGAGAUGUGCUUUGAAAAUCUUGAAAAAGGAAGAUGUACAAAUCCAAGAAUGGAGCCGCUUACGAUUAAAGAGUGUUGCUGUUCUAUGGGCAUGGCCUGGGGUCGCCAUUGUGAAAGGUGUCCGGUUGAAGGAAGCGAUGAAUUUCUGAAACUUUGCCCGCAAGGGAUUGGAAGAAAGGAAAGUGGAGAAGAUUUGAACGAGUGUCACAUCAUGCCUAACGCUUGUGGAUCAGGAGAUUGCAUAAAUACAGAUGGCUCUUACAGAUGCACAUGUCCACCUGGUUAUGUUUUAGACAGCAAUGGAAAGAAUUGCAUAGAUGAAAAUGAGUGUGAAACUUCUUCGAGCAUGUGUGGGAAUGGUACAUGUACUAAUAUAGAAGGUAGUUUUGAGUGUUCUUGCAAUCAUGGAUUUGCACCUGGACCUAUGCAGACCUGUGAGGACAUCAACGAAUGCCAGGAAAUGAGUAACCAAUGUGCAUUUAGAUGUCAUAAUGUCCCUGGUUCCUUUAGAUGUAUUUGUCCAUAUGGUUAUAUGUUAGCUCCUGAUGGUAGACAUUGCCAAGAUGUGGAUGAAUGUAGCACACCUGCAAAUAACUGCAAAUUUAAGUGCAAGAAUCAAAUAGGGUCCUUUAUUUGUAUUUGUCCUGAAGGAUAUACACAGAUUCCUCUUACAGACGAUUGUAAAGAUAUUGAUGAGUGCCAGAAGCCAGGAGUUUGUGACAAUGGCUAUUGUGAAAAUUUAGAAGGGUCUUUCAGGUGUACAUGCUUCCCAGGAUUCAAGCCCAACUACGAUUUCACAAAAUGCAUUGAUGAAAGGCAGGGUGUAUGCUACAGGCAAUUGUCCGCUAAUGGCAAAUGCACGAUGCACACCGACGUAAAACACAAAGCUACUAAAGCAGACUGUUGUUGCACAAUGGGCGCAGCUUGGGGGCCAACCUGUGAACGCUGCCCUCAACCAGGAUCUGAUGAGUAUACGAAUUUAUGCAUGGAAAGUGGAAUCAGCAUUGACGGACAAGAUAUUGAUGAGUGUCGAACUAUUCCUGAUUUGUGUAAACAUGGCACUUGCAUCAACACUUUAGGAUCAUACAAAUGCAUGUGCCAUAAAGGAUUUAAAGCAGAUCAUUCUGGCACAGUUUGUAGAGAUGUUAACGAAUGCCAUAAUUCACCAUCUCCAUGUCAACAUUCAUGUCAGAAUACUCAAGGGAGUUAUCUGUGCUCUUGUCCAAAAGGCUAUGAAUUAGGGCCUGAUGGUUCAUCAUGUCAUGAUAUAGAUGAGUGCAAAACUGGUAUUCACAUUUGUCAGCAAAACUGCAUCAACACUCCUGGCAGUUACCAAUGCUCUUGUGCCGAAGGCUAUAGGCAAGAAGGCGAUUACUGCUUAGAUAUCGAUGAAUGUAAAAACAGUGCUGUUUGUCAUGCUCCUGGAAAAUGUAUUAACACUUUGGGUAGCUACAGAUGCCUUUGUCCAAAGGGAUUUAAGCUUGAUUCAACUGGAUCAUUCUGCAGAGACGCAGAUGAAUGCCAGGAUGAUAGCAAAUGUGAACAUGGCUGCCAGAACAUCUUUGGAAGCUAUAGAUGUAGCUGCCCUAAAGGGUUUUACAAGCAUAUGUACUACAACCACUGCAUUGAUGAAAAUGAAUGCCUUAAGUCACCAUGUGGGACAUCAAAAUGUUUCAACACUAUCGGCAGUUAUAAAUGUGGUUGCUCUGAAGGUUUUCAAUUUGAUCAAUCUAUUUCCUUGUGUGUUCAGUUGAGCCCUGCUUGCGCUGAUGCUCAAUGUGCUUUUGGUUGCUUCCCUGGUCACCAGGGUGGAUAUUCAUGUGGCUGUCCAACUGGAUUCCAACAAGUUGGCCAAGGGCACUGCAUGCAAACAAUCAAUUCAGGACCUAAUUUCAGCCCCCAGGGUUUUCAAAAGCAUUAUUCACAAGAUCCAUACAGAGUAUCUCCCGAUAAAGUAAUUUCAACAGAGGGCUGCUUCUCUUGCAAGACUAAUGGGCGGCAUAGAAGAACCACAAAUACGACUAAUGUUCAAAAGGAACGUCAUUACUAUAGACAUGUGAUGUCUAGAAGAACUAAGAAUGGUCCAAGGCCUAAGCGUCACCACAUGAGCAAUUCUAUCAAAGGAAGUGCAGGUUACAAAAAUGGACAAAAUAUUAAAUGGAUCCAUGAGGCUACUGUGGUUACGAUCAAUCUCUCACAGACAAAGCACCGGAUGAAAAUAAUCAAGUUGAUUCCUGCUGUAGAGAAUGAUUUUGAAUAUGAAAUCACCCAAGGAAAUGAAAAAGGAACUUUUGAUUUGGUUAACAAACAUGGGGUAUGGGCACUGCAUUUCAAAAAGAGAUUAAAACAACCAACCACAUUCUAUUUGGAAAUAACAGGGAAGCCAAGAAAUUCGAUCCCCUUGGAAAAUACAGAACAACCUUUAGUACUGCAUAUAAGACUUAUAGUGUCAUCCUAGGAAAUGUGUUCAUUAUAUUCAAAAUGAAACUUUGAAACUGCCAUAUUUUUGUAUAGAUUAAUAUGUACAAAUAGGUUUGUGUAUAAUCCUUUUCUUUGUGUUUGUUGUAAAUGAAAUAAUAAAUAUAAAAAUGAAACGAAAAUAAUCAAAAUUGUACAAAUCCGUCAGUCAUGGUGUACUAAGUAAUUGAUUUAAUAGAUGUGGAGGCUUGCUAAGUCAAUUUUUUAGCCAUGAUAAUUUUUUUGUAAAAUAUUGAUGUUUAUAAAAUAAAUUUUUUGUAAAGUA
This is a messenger RNA of Cimex lectularius (bed bug), 9113 nucleotides long. RefSeq names its product fibrillin-2-like. The transcript has 51 exons. The record is from RefSeq and is a predicted model, not a curated record. Bases 174 to 8828 code for a protein of 2884 amino acids. Lineage: Eukaryota; Metazoa; Arthropoda; Insecta; Hemiptera; Cimicidae. Gene Ontology annotation, molecular function: calcium ion binding.